AUGCCUCCAAGAGUAAGGGGAAGAGGCAAAGGUCCCAUGCGAGGGGGACCGUCGACAGCAGGACCAUCUCAUAGACGCACUCCAUCGGCGUCCUUUUCUACCUCUGACUCUCGCGAUUUGUGGGGUCAACCUUUUGAGCCAGCAAGACAUUCCAUCUCGCUAAGCUCUUCGCCCUCUUUCCACCCGUCUUUUGGGCCGUUAGUUCCAGACGAACCCCAACACUCACACCACUCUCAGCAAUCUCAUCAUUCUCAUGAGUCUUAUCAGUCGCACCACUCUUUGCAAUCCCAUUCGUUUCACCACUCUGAUUCCCUCUACUCCCCGGGACAGUUUAACCCGAACGACUAUGUUAAUGAAUUUAUUGGUUACAACCCUUUAGGCCCUGAGGACCAUUUCUCUCAGGGGAUGGAAACGGACGAUGAUCCAGAUCCUGAGAUGCAGACCGGAACGCCGGGUCACCCAAUAAGCAUAUCGACUCAACCACCUUUGGUUGAACCCCAAUUCCAAGCUGUUUCACCACCGCCACUUCCUGUAGAGGAGCCACCGCAGCAGCCACCACAGCCACCUCCCGAGCCUCCGAGGCAAAGGAGGAACGCGUGUAUGUCCAUACGGGGGGGACCUCGUUUCAGUUCUCCCCGGGGUUCGAGUUCUUAUCCCCCUAUUCCGGAGGACCCCCGGAUGGGUGGGCCCUCGAACGCGGCGUCGAAGAUUGAACCUCCGCCAGCUUCUUAUGCACCACCUCAGCCGCCCAUGGGUUUUGAUAACCCAAUCCCGACCUACCUAGGUUCUUCUGAGUAUAACCCUUUUGAAAACCCAUCGGACUAUGGAAAUCAAGACCCGUACCUUACGGCUGCGCAGUAUCAUCACCUUUACCCUUCGGUUCUUCAAACUGGAUACCCGGUUUAG
This is a messenger RNA of Helianthus annuus (common sunflower), 906 nucleotides long. Its product is annotated as extensin-like. The coding region runs from base 1 to 906 and encodes 301 amino acids. The transcript is spliced from 2 exons. The record is from RefSeq and is a predicted model, not a curated record. NCBI's taxonomy places the organism in Eukaryota, Viridiplantae, Streptophyta, Magnoliopsida, Asterales, Asteraceae.